ACAAAUGCUUAUAUGGCUUAUCUAGAAAACAUGGGCUCUCCUGUAAUUAUUCUACUGAAUCUAUGCAGGAUUGGUUUUUCUGAGGAAGGAAUACCACAACUUUUCAGUUCCUUCAACACUACAAGGGUGUACUUCAACCCUACCAUAACGAAAGCUAGGGAAAUCAUCGAGAGUGCGAAGGAAAGGUCAUCACCUUUGUUGUCUUCUUUGAGUUAACCAAUGCCAUCACAGUGUUCACAAGUUUUUGCGUCAACUAUGAUGCGUAAUAAUAGGAAGAUUUCUGUGGCUGAAAUACCCCUUCAAAAUUCUAUGGAUGCUUUUGUUGUCCAUUGUGUACUCUUUAAAUUGGAGACUAGCCAUGGUUGGAUUUAUGAUGGGUGUGCCAAGUGUGGUGGUAAACCUAAGAUCCAAGAGACCUCACCGUAUUGUGUAACUUGCAAGAAGAGGCCAGAUGCUAUUGAGCCAAAGUAGUUGUUCUGUUUUUUUUUCUUCUAUUUGUUUUGCAUGUACAGAUCAUGCAUAUAGAAGUUGGUUGUCUAAUUUUUGAGUUCAUGAAUUUAAUGAGCGGCAAUAUCAUCAUUAAUCAGGAUGAAGCUCUACUACACUGUUGUAGACGAGACAGGGUCUGCCUCUGUUAUUUUUUGGAACAAGUUGGCUGUUCAGUUAGUUAAGCAUACUGCUUCUGAGCUUAAACUGAUGCUCGAGAAGCAGGAAGAUCGUGCCUAUGAUUUCCCUAACAAGCUUGAUGAUCCAGUUGGUGUCAAGGUAUUAUUGAAGUUAAAGCUCAAUGAGUACAACAAGAAGUAUCCUCACUCCAGUAUUAGUGUGCUGCAGUAUACAAUUUGUGAGAACCUUAUAGAGCAGUUUGAUGAUGUAGUUGAUGAAAAUGUCGUCAAUGUUGAGGAUGAAAGUGCAGAAGUUCAGCACUAUGAACCAAUUCCCCCAUCUCAACCAGAUCCUCAAACACCAAUUCCUGAUGCUCCAAAGUUAGAUGACAUAACUUUAGCUAAGUUAUGCCAGAAUGUUGCUGUUCCUUCUAUCGUUACUAGGAAAAGGAAGAGUGGUGGGAAGAAUAGUAGUGUUGCUGCUGACAAAGUUAAUGGGCUAGGGUCUUCAUCUGCCUCGGACCCUAACUGGAACACUGUGAAGAUAAUCAAGAAAGAGAAGGAUGCCUGAUAAUGUUCUGCUAUUUGAUGUCGUUGGUGUUAUUGUAGGAUUUCACUUCUUUGAAUUUGCAUC
Neltuma alba is the source of this 1239-nucleotide messenger RNA. RefSeq lists its product as uncharacterized. Bases 589 to 1176 code for a protein of 195 amino acids. The record is from RefSeq and is a predicted model, not a curated record. NCBI's taxonomy places the organism in Eukaryota, Viridiplantae, Streptophyta, Magnoliopsida, Fabales, Fabaceae. The transcript is spliced from 6 exons.